Messenger RNA from Laccaria bicolor S238N-H82, 405 nucleotides. RefSeq lists its product as uncharacterized. The annotation marks the transcript as partial. The transcript is spliced from 4 exons. Gene Ontology annotation, cellular component: NatC complex. The record is from RefSeq and is a predicted model, not a curated record. NCBI's taxonomy places the organism in Eukaryota, Fungi, Basidiomycota, Agaricomycetes, Agaricales, Hydnangiaceae. Gene Ontology annotation, molecular function: protein-N-terminal amino-acid acetyltransferase activity. Gene Ontology annotation, biological process: N-terminal peptidyl-methionine acetylation.
CUUCCCCAGAUUAUGGCCCUCGUUCAGAAUGAGCUUAGCGAGCCCUAUGUCAUCUACACUUUUCGCUACUUUCUCCAUCAGUGGUCAGCAUACCCCAGCGACCCAAUGAGUUCAGACCCAAUAGGCGUCAUCGUAUGCAAGCAGAGUAUGCAUAAGGAUCUCACGAACAGGGGAUACAUCGCUAUGCUUAGCGUUGACAAGGGUUGGCGAAAACGUGGUAUAGCUAGUGCACUCGUUCGAAACUCCAUUGAAGCGAUGAAAUCUGAUGGCGUGGAAGAGAUCGUUCUCGAAACCGAGUUCGACAAUUACGCGGCGCUUUCCCUAUACGAAUCCCUCGGCUUUAUCCGCGAGAAGAGGCUUUUCCGAUUCUAUCUCAACGGCAAGGACGCUUUUCGGUUGAUUCUC